CUUGGUCAUAACUUCAUAGUUUUCUCCCAAGAAAAAGAGAAACCAAACAGUAAGUGGGGAACCUCGAAGCUAGUUCAAACUAGUGGGAGGUUGAUCCACGUUCGAACUUCAAAUCCAAAUUUAAACAUAAAUCCAAACGUUAGAUCAUUAGAUAAUGGCUCGUGGAAAGAUUCAGCUGAAGAGGAUCGAGAACCCGGUUCACAGACAAGUGACGUUUUGCAAGAGGAGAACCGGUCUUCUCAAGAAGGCUAAGGAGCUCUCUGUGCUCUGCGACGCUGAGGUCGGCGUUAUGAUUUUCUCUCCCCAGGGCAAGCUAUUUGAGCUCGCUACUAAAGGAACAAUGGAAGGAAUGAUUGCUAAGUACAUGAAGUGUACCGGUGGUGGUCGUGGUUCUUCUUCUGCUACUUUUACUGCUCAAGAACAACUUCAACCUCCAAAUCUUGAUCCAAAAGAUCAGGUCAAUGAGCUUAAGCAAGAGAUUGAUAUGCUUCAGAAAGGAAUAAGGUAUAUGUUUGGAGGAGGAGAUGGGACGAUGAAUCUUCAAGAACUUCUUUUGCUUGAGAAGCAUCUUGAGUAUUGGAUUUCCCAUAUUCGCUCUGCUAAGAUGGAGAUUAUGCUUCAAGAAAUUCAGUCCUUAAGGAACACGGAAGGGGUCCUCAAAAAUGCCAAUAAGUACCUCCUCGAAAAGAUUGAGGAGAACAACAAUAGCGUAUUAGAUGCUAACUUCGCAACUGUGGAGACUAACUAUUCUUAUCCGCUAACAAUGCCAAGUGAAAUAUUUGAGUUCUAGAUCAUACGGUAUUUGAAGACUAGUCUUACGAUAUCAAAUGAUCUUGAUAAGUACAAUCAGUGUUGUUAAAUCACACAUAACUAUAAUAAAGCAUGUGGAACAUGCUAUGCUGUUGAAAUUUCUGUGUGUGUUUUUUCCUCUUAUUUCUACUUUGUUGGUGUGAGCAAUAUAAUGACUACAAGUAUGGUGUGUACUUAAAGUCUUUCUAAUUUCUAUGUAUGAUUGAAUUUGUGGACUA
Messenger RNA from Brassica oleracea var. oleracea, 1028 nucleotides. RefSeq names its product agamous-like MADS-box protein AGL12. The coding region runs from base 155 to 790 and encodes 211 amino acids. Lineage: Eukaryota; Viridiplantae; Streptophyta; Magnoliopsida; Brassicales; Brassicaceae. The transcript is spliced from 7 exons. Gene Ontology annotation, cellular component: nucleus. The record is from RefSeq and is a predicted model, not a curated record. Gene Ontology annotation, biological process: positive regulation of transcription by RNA polymerase II. Gene Ontology annotation, molecular function: RNA polymerase II cis-regulatory region sequence-specific DNA binding; protein dimerization activity; DNA-binding transcription factor activity, RNA polymerase II-specific.